AUGAAUCCCGUUCCAGAAGGGCACGCCAGCGCAGUGGAGGCUGGCCUACAGCCUGAAGGCGACUACGAAGACGACUGCGCACCAUUCGGUGAAGGCGCCUAUCAGGUGCGGAUCCUCCUCAUCGCCGUGGUAGCCGGCGGAUUCUGCUACAUCCAGUGGGUCUUGUUCCGGCUGUCCUCACGCGUGAUGGACCACUGGUGCAGCCGCCCGCCGGCCUUCCUCAAUGUGAGCGUGGACGAAUGGAAGAAGCUUGCCAUUCCCCGUGACGCCAACGGAACUUACAGUCGCUGCACCGUGCGCGAGCCUCCGAAUGCGGGGAUCAUAGCCCGCGUCGUGACCUGCUCCAGCUGGGAGUUCGACCUGGGCGAAUACGGCAAUACCAUCGUCAGCGAGUGGAGCAUCGUGUGCGAGCGCAGGCAACUCAACGACAUCGCUCGGGCCGCACACUACUGCGCCACCGUGUUCUCGCUUCUGGUGGCCGGCCAGGUGGCCGACCGCGUCGGCCGCACGACGGUCGCCAUCGUCGCCCUCGCCGGUUUCCAGCUGACGCUCUUGGGCAGCGCCCUGGCCACAGACUUCCAGACCUACGUGAUCAUGCGCUCCGUGACUGGGGCGACUGCCGGCUGCCUGCUGCCUCUUUACGUCAUAUUGUACGAGGUGACGACGACGCCACGACGGUUGUUCUACUGCGUGCUCGCCCCGGCACUCUCCACCAUUUUCGUGCCAAUAUUCGCCUUCCUGAUCGACUUCUGGAAGAUGAGCUGGUCCUCCUCGCACUUGAUGCUCGCCGUGUCUGCCGGCGGGCUACUGGGGACGUUCUACAUUAUCCACGAGUCGCCGUCGUGGCUGUUGCACAUGCAUCGCACUCAGGACGCCGAGAGCGUGGCGCUCAAAGCGGCGAACGUCAACGGUGUCUCGCCCAGCACCUGCCUCGAAGCGCUGCGGAAAGAGAUGCGGAGGCGCCACUGCGAUGAACCGUGCGUCGAACCGAAUGUCGAAACCUCCUGCGUCGACAGUUGCGUCUGGGCGUCCAGCUUGCGCAAGCGCACGAUACUGCUCGCUGCGAGCUGGUUCAUCAUCGGCUGGACACACAGCCACUACACCCUUGAUCGAGGCAUUCAGGUCAGCGACUACGUGCGCAUAGCCACGUACCUCGGCAUAGGCCCCACGUUCAUCGCUAUCUGGAGCUUCCUGCAGCGUGGCAAGGGUGUCAAGAGGGUCAUCGUAACCUUGACUCUUGUCUCCAGUUCAUCGUCGAGUGUUCUUUUCUUCAUGUACGACCUAGGAGCAACGUUUCCCACGAUGGUCGUUCUCACCAUAAUGCGCCUGUCAGUCACCGUGUCUCUUGCUCUAAUCUUCUUCCUGGCGCUCAAUAUCUACCCGAUUCAGGCACGCUGCACGGGCCUCUGCACAGGCUUUGCCGCCUGCACCAGCGGAGAAGUUCUGGGACACUUGGCAUUUCAUCGCCUAUUGCAAAGCGGAGAGGACCCUGCUCUCGUCGUCACGUCCAUCCUCAACGCGGCAGCCGGGUUCGCCGUCUACCACAUCCCUGCGGAAGUGAGCUCCAUCGCGGUCGGUGCGCCGGUGGCGACUACGAACAGUGUCUCCGGUGCUUCCCAGGUAGUACCAUCGUCCGGGGAACGCGCGCCACUCGCCGAUGGCACCCGAGUUGGACAAUAUGCUCAUGAAGGCUUGAGCACAGUGUCUGCUCAGAGCCUCGCGGUAAAGAAGCGCCGCCCGGGAUCCGAACCAAUGCCAGAACAAUUCGCCGUACGCCCGUCCAAGAUCUUCCGCGAGCUUCAAUGA
Messenger RNA from Dermacentor silvarum, 1806 nucleotides. RefSeq names its product solute carrier family 22 member 7. The record is from RefSeq and is a predicted model, not a curated record. The transcript has a single exon. Bases 1 to 1806 code for a protein of 601 amino acids. Lineage: Eukaryota; Metazoa; Arthropoda; Arachnida; Ixodida; Ixodidae.